ACGACUCCCUUGUAGAAUUUAAAAAGGACCAAGUAUGUCAAGCAGUCAAACGACAUCAGUUCUAAUUUUUAAAAAACAGAGGGACGAGUUUUCGGCUAGGAGUUCAGUUGGUUUAGGGUUUAUUCCUUCAUAGUUCAUUCCAUCUUUCCUCUGUCCUUCCUUCACUCAAUUGGUUGUUAACUGGUAAAAGUGAAGAGCACUAAUGGAAGAUGCCGAUAACAAGAAAUGCGGCGGGGUAUCGGUCUCCCACGAUUUCGAGGGAAAACUUUCCAUGGAAGCUAAGCUUAAGCAACUCCUCCGAAACAUAACCUCAGUGGAGAAUCAGCUUUGUUUUGAAGCUUCAAAGGAGUUCAUCAAGUUGCUAAAAUCUGAAUCUGGUUCGGAAUUCAUUCGUUUGUACCUUGAAAACUCUCCUAAGUGUAUUGAGCUCUCGCAGACCUGGGACUCUCAGAAAGGCAAUCCUGGAUUUUCGUAUGUACUCAAUCUGAUUGCAGCUGUUCUUAGCCACCCUUUCGGAAGAUCCGAAAACAAUAUGCAGUUGUUGGAUAAGUUUGCGCGUUGGGUUGUGGAUGAGAAAAUGGAUGAUUUGUACAAGGAGUUGAACAGUAAAGAUGUGAAGAGCCAGAAUUCGACAUUGUCUUUGUUAUCUGCAAUUGUGAGGCGCGGUUCGUGGUUAGCCGGGAAGGUGGCAAAAGUAUUCGAUUUUAGUCUUCCACUUUUUCGGAAGCCAGCCAAGUGGAAACCAAGGAAAGGUGAUGUGAACAGGAAACAUCCUUCAACUAGGAAGGCUUUUGUAGAGUUUGCCAUGUCCUUCUUGGAAGUGGGCAAUGCCAGGUUGUUGAGGGAAGUGUUGCAACAGAAGGAUUUGUAUUUGGGGGUGCUUCGCGGGCUAGGAAAAGAUGAAGACGAUACAGUGAUUCUUGUGCUAUCAGUUUUGCGUGAUCGUGUUCUGGUUCCCGAGUCAUUGGUGCCCCCUGGACUUAGGAGUGUACUUUUUGGUACUGUGACUUUGGAGCAACUGGUUAACAUUUCUGGUAGAGAUGAUGAAGGGGAAGCUGUGGAGCUAGCUCACAGUGUCUUGCUAAUGGUUUGUACAGACCCUUUGAAUGGGUUGAUGCCAGAUCUGGAGAGGAUUCCUAGUCCUUUAAGAGGCAAUCCAGGACGGCUAUUGGAUGUCAUGAAGAAGCUGAGAGCUACAGAAACAGAGUACCACAGAAACCUUCUACUGUCCAUUGUAAAAGCAAAGCCAUCUUUAGGCUCAGCAUACUUGGAUGCAUUCCCUUAUAACACUGAAGAUCCUGCAUCACCUAACUGGUUUGGUACCACUGUGUUGGCUGCAGAUCUCAUUUUCUCUGUCCAUGAUGGCUAUUCUUUUGGUUUUAUUGAUAUUAUGAAGCAAGAACCAAAAAGUAUUGAGUGUCCAGAACUCCGAAGUAUUCUAAAAUGCAUUUGCCCGUCUCCAUUUACUCGUCUGAUUAUCAACAAAGGCUUGCUUCAUUCUGAUACCCUCGUGAAACACGGAACUUUGAAGCUUGUAUUGGAGUCACUUAGGUUUUUUGACUCUCUAAUUGAUGCAUUAAACUGCAUACCCUCUUCUGAUAUCCAAAUGGCACCUAUGUGUUCUUCUCUCAAGCUAGAUAUAGUGAAUGAAGUCAGGAUUUUGCUUCCCGACCCCCAAGUUUUGUUCUCAUUAUUGUCUUCACUUAAUGACUACCAUAGAAUCAUGGAAUCACAUGUGAAAAGAGCAGCAGAUUCAGAAAUUUCAAUUGAAGAUGAUACAAGUAGCAGGAAAAAGUUGAAAAUUGAUAAAAGUUUGAAAGAAGAUAUUGAUAUUAUAGUCGGUGGGAUUAGUUCUUUCCAUUCUGAUACAGAUAUGCAAGGUUAUGGUGAAGGAAUCCUUGAUGAUGAUGAAUCAGUUCAAUGUAAAAAUGAAUCUCAAAAUUUAAAGCUUAUAAGAGAACUUUGGUCUGAGAACUCGUGUUCUUGUAAGGACACAGUUGAAGAUGCAGAAACAAUCUUCUACACGAAGUUGCUUGAUGUUCUGAAACAAUACUAUCGCACUAUGCCCAAUAUGAUGGAAGGGUCAUUUGAUUUCUUCAAACUUCUUCCGAGCAAUCCCUUGGCAUUGCCCAUUAUCUUGCAGCAUUCUUUGUUAUCUUUGUUAACUGAGGAUAUUGGUUGGUCCUCCACAUCUGAGACCGCCUCCAGAGCUCAAACACAGUUCUACAAGCAUCUACUUCCACUUCUAAAUUUAUUAAUUUAUUCACCAGAGAGAAGCAUCAAGGAUCACGCAUACGCUCUGGCAAAGGCAGCCAUGUUAAGUACGGGUGCAUUUGAUAACAACCCAAGGGAAGUAUGUGCAUGGUUCAUGUUUAUUCCUGGAUACGGUGAAGGCUAUGCUCUCGCUGGAGACUUGAAGCUAGAAAUAUUCAGAAAAUUGUCCUCUGGUGUUCUUUCCUUCCUUUGUGAUGCAGUCUCAACAGUUGGUAAUAAUAUGUUUAAAUAUAUGGAUCUCUUGAGGUCUUAUAUCCACAAAUCAGAAGAGGGUAAAGAUGUAUCAGCUACAUUCAGCUGCUUCAGUAUCUGUAUCAUGGAGAAGUGCCUAAGGAUACUAUGUUCUAAACCAAGUUCCUUUUCUUUGUCUGAGAAGUCAAUGAUUUCCUUCUAUGUUUGCAAUGCAUUUAAGUAUAUCAUGCAAACUCAGGUUGAUCCAAGAUUGUUGGCUUCCCUCACAGGUCGUUUGCUUUCUGAAAGACUCACAGAGUCUUACGACAUUGCUGCUGACUCCAACAGUUUCUGUGAGUGGACGCCAUUGAAGAAAUUAUUCCAAUUUUCGAGGGGCAUUUUACAAGGUCUAACUUGCAAUAGCUUUUCCACCAUUGUGGAAAUUGGGCAUCAUGAUAGUGCUUUCAAAAGUAUACUCCGUAAAGUUAGAAGUGUUUGUGAGAUGGAGUCUGAUGGGAGAUCUGUUGCGACAGGGAUUGGAUUUUCCUUUUCGAUGAUAUGCACUCAGCAGGCUGAUUUACUAAAAAAUUUCCCACUAACUAUAUCAUUAUCAAAUAAAAUGCUCAAGGUACCUUUCUCAAUCUUGAUGUUGAUAUUCUUUCUUGAACCUAAUCUUCUCGUCAAUGUGUCUAAAAUAUGGCCAGAAAUGUUCCUUACUGGUCUGGAAGGUGUUAUUGCUGGAUUACAAAGACACGAAGAACCAGAAGAAUUUGGCAACAUUGAUUCAAUGGAGUUUGCAUCUGCUUCAUUCUCCCUGUUCUUGAAGCAUGCACCAUUUUAUAUGCUCUUUCCUUUUAUUCCAAGCAUUUAUAGGUUUGAUUUGUCCGCUCAGGGGGGUUUGCAAGAUCUUAUUCUGGCUACUCUUUCUGAGAGGACACCAGAUUAUAUUAUAUCCUCAUUUCUAUAUGUGCUACUUUGGUUGAAUGAAGCACACAGAUCCUAUCGAAUUGAGCCACGGGAUGAAUUAGAAAAGCUUUCUGAAUGGUGCUUUUCCAUUAUGGAUCACAUGCUGAGACGAUUAGUUAACACUAAAGUUGAUUCAAGCUUGAAAUGCACCAGGUCUCUUUUAGCAACCAAGUGUGUGUUAGAACUAAUUCCAACGAUCAUUUCUCACCCCACUGUUACAGCUGCACUGGAGUGCCCUAUACCAAGUAAUGCUGUUCUUACAGAUAUUUAUAUUGGGGACAGUAUGGACAAAUUUGUUGAAUCAAAUAAGUGGAAGGUGAUUCACAAAAUGGAUCUACAUGCCAUAAACUUUUUAAGAACGACAUCUGAGCUCUUCAUGUAUUUUUGCUGUGGGCAAAGGUCUUCAUUUGUAGCUUUUCAUGCUAGACAUGUCACACAUUCUUUCAAAAAUAUGGUGCAAAAAUUAUUGUUGACAUUCAGGGAUUCAAUUGAUAAAUGUAUAGAAGAUAAGGAUUUGGCCGUGCUGUUUCCAAAGGUCUAUGCGUUACACUCUUUGAGGCAAUUCAUCUCUCCCUUUGACCUGCUUGAAUGUGUGAAUUGGAUGCUCUCUAGAAUAGACCUUGAGGAUUGCUCCUUACAGAAGUCUUUCAGAGAUUCCUUCUUCUGUGUUGGAUUACAAUUUGCUUGUUCUGCUUUUGGUUCUCUUUCAGCUUCUUUGCGGCAGCCACAUCAUGAAAGAUCAACAUUUGAGUUGUUUUGGGGAAUGCAUGAAGAACAAUCUCAAGUUGUGCUUCUAGAGAAAAUUCUUUUGCAAGUAUACAAGAUUGCCACUCAUCUUCAUCUAGAUGUUGCUAAUAUGUGCUUACUUCAGGCCUUUAAAAUGGUGAAAACUCAUGGAGUUAUAAUGAAGUCAAGUCUUACUUUAGUUAUGGCUAUAUCAAGACUUAUGUCAUAUGUUCCUGUAGACAUGAUUUCUUAUUGUAUGUUCCAAGUUACUAAGAGAAAAGCUGAAGUGCUGUUCCUUGUAGCCGAAACAAGCCCGAUACAUCUUUCAAUAUUCGGCCAACUUUUAUAUGGCAUGUUUGAAAAACAGGCUCAUCUGAAGACCAAUGCAACAAGAGGAACUUCUAAUCCUUCUGAGCUUGAGUUGUUGAUGCUUCUUCCCACAGUAUUCUUGUAUUUAGAUUCAGUUCUUAAUAAAGCUGCGAGCAAUGUAGAUUAUUUUGAGAAUGUAGUUUCUUUCUACUGGCAGAUAUUGUUGCAUGGUUUCUCUAAUUGGAAGUGCUAUGUUUCUAGAGAUAUGUUCGACAUGGAAUGUUGCGACCAACCAUGCUUAUCGAUGGAAGAAUAUAUGGAUAUUUUCUCCAGCAGCCUGUUAUCAAAAUCUGUUCUUAUGGUGCAACUUUGUUUUGCGGUAACCAAGGAUUUGGUUAAAUUUGAAAAUAGGUUGGAACUAUUUGACUCCGUUUGCCCUAAAAAAAGUACCUGUGUUGAUUUUCUGGAUUUUGAUCCUAGUCAAGUUGGUCUUUGUUCACCUAAGCACUUGUUGAACUUUGUAAAUAAGGCUGUUGCAAAGAUACACCUUUGCAGAACACUGCUAUUUCCUGAACAUAACAACUUCUCCUCUUUGCUGAAUGAAUACAAAAUGGAGACUCCUGCAAGUAUUCAAGCAAAGGUGAACUCAUCAAGAAUCUUGUUUUUGAAGAGGUUAGUCUCUUCGUGGCGAAAAAUGGUAAUGAAAAUCCCGAGGACUGCUAAUGACUCCUGUCAAACAGAUGUUGAAAAGUGUUCUGUGUUCAGAUUUUUGGAAGUUCUUAUUUUGAGAAAUGUUGUGGAACUUUCUAAAGAGAUGCACAAUUGCCUUAUCAAGUUGGACUCUCUUCGGUUCAUAGAGAAGUUUGCCGAGACAGCAUUGUUGCAUAGGUUUGAUGAUUCUACGACACUGCAGAAGCUUCGUUACAUCAUAUCUUUGCUAUUUGAAGGAAAGUUCUCAUGUGAUUCAAUAAUAAAAUUGAUGGUUCAUGACUCCCGAUUUGAACAAGCCAUUUGUUCUUUAAAUUUGUCAACUGGAAAUUCCCAGCUUGGUCUCACAUUCACUCCAUUGCCAAGCCUUAUGAAAUCUGUUGUCACCCCUUCCAUUGAUAAUAAUUCUAUUGAUAGGAAAGACAACCUGCAAGUGUUUAAGCAACAUCCACACAUGUUGGAACUUAUUAAAUUGCUUAGGGUAUUAUUCCAGGUCAUGUCCCGACAGGUAGAUCACGAAUCAGCAAAAGGCGUCGGUAUAAAUUUAAGAGAUUUGGUGUUUUUGUUACUAUCUUGUUACAAUGCAACUCUUUGUGAGGUUGACAUUGAGAUUUACAACCUUUUGAAUGAAAUCAUGUCAGUUAGUGACAGUUGUGCUCAAGGUAUUGCUGAAUGGGAUUAUCUCUGGGGCAAUGCAGCUGUGCUAGUCAAGAAAGAGAGAGAACUAGCACAAUCUGUUUCAUGCAAUCUAGGUGAUGCUGAAGAGACUGUGGAAUGCUGCAAAAUUCAGUUUAGGAAAAACCUACCUAUUGAUCCCAAGAUGUGUGCACAUACUGUGCUUUAUUUUCCGUAUUGGAGAAAAAGUAGUUCAGGAAUUGUGAACAAUGCUCAAAAGGAUUUUUCUGAUUGUACAAAUAAGGAUUAUUCUGCAGAAGUUAAGAACAGAUAUAUAUAUGAUCCCAUCUUCAUCUUACGAUUCUCAUUUCACUGUCUUUCAAUGAGCUAUAUCGAACCUGUUGAGUUCGCUAAUUUAGGCCUUCUUGCCGUCUCACUUGCGAGUAUAUCUUCUCCCGAUGAUGAUAUAAGGAAACUAGGAUAUGCAGUUCUUGAAAAAUUCAAGGAGGUUUUAGAGAAAUGUCAGAAGAGGAAGGAUUUGAUGGGUCUGCAACUCCUACUGUCGUAUUUGCAGAAUGGUGUAGAAGAAGAUUGGCAGAAAAUUUCCUCUGUAACUGCCAUAUUCAUUGCAGAGGCCUCACUUGUUCUUUUGAAUCGUUCCCAUGAUCGUUACUCAACUAUAACUAAGCACCUAACACGGUCUCCCAGUAUGAGUUUCAAGGGUGUACCAUUGUUCCAGGAUUCGUUCUGGAGUAAUUCUGUUAGUUUCAGAACAGACAGGUUGUGGAUACUUCAUUUAUUGUACUCAGGGUUGAACACAGAGGGUGAUGUUCAUAUAUACAUCAGAAACUCCAUUUUUGAGACCCUUCUAAGUUUCUAUGUAUCUCCUCUUGCUGAUAAUGAAUCAAAAGAACUGAUUAUUCAGAUCGUCAAGAAGUCUACCAAACUGCCUAAAAUGGUGCGGCACUUAGUUGAACAUUGUGGUUUGGUCUCAUGGCUUUCCUCAGUUGUCACACGCUACUGCAGAAUUAAAUACAAUGAGUGGAAAGGUUUUCAGUUCACUCAUUUGGCUUUUGUCCUGGAGUGUUAUUGAAUAGUGGCUGAUUUUGUGACAUC
Cuscuta campestris is the source of this 6885-nucleotide messenger RNA. The record is from the annotation of a GenBank genome assembly. Lineage: Eukaryota; Viridiplantae; Streptophyta; Magnoliopsida; Solanales; Convolvulaceae.